AUGGCCACUCUACUUCAAACUCAACAGCUUGGUGCCAUCCAAGGGAAAAGCAGUGAUGGGGUAACGCAAUAUCGUGGAAUCAAAUAUGCGACCCUGGAGAACAGACUGGCAGACGCGGUGCUAUACGAGGGGAAUGGUGACGGUGUUCUUGACGCGACGAAAGAUGGGCCUACGGCAGUGUCUCUCCCAAUCGGGUGUGAUCUAGAACUGAGCCAUAUUCAAAACACACUGCCCAAGAAGGACCUUCCUCAGUCCGACCUAGACUGCCUAAAUCUGAACAUCGCUGUUCCGGCGAACGUGACUUCGUCUUCGCGGCUUCCCGUUUUUCUUUUCAUCCAUGGAGGCGGUUUAGUUAUUGGCGCCAAUUCCUGGCCUCAAUUUGACUAUGCUCGGCUUGUUAAGCUGUCCAUAGAGAAGAAUCUGCCAAUUGUGGCAGUCUCUAUCAACUAUCGGCUUGGAGCGCUCGGAUUUUUGACGUCUGAAGAGCUGCGCAACGCCGGAUAUAAAGCCAACAACGGUCUACGAGAUCAGAGAGCGGCUAUUGAAUGGGUCAGAAAGCACAUCCACGAGUUUGGUGGAGAUUUGGACAACAUUACCGUAGCAGGAAUGAGUGCCGGAGGAGCAUCCGUGACCUACCAUUUGAACUCUGAGAAGGCACUUUUCAAGCGGGCUAUUUCGAUGAGCGGUACUUACUUCUUGACGCAACCAUUGCCCUAUGAGGCUCACGAGCAAAAUUAUCAGAAAGCUGUAUCGGCUCUAGGACUUUCUGGUGCGGCGCCAGAGGAGAGAAUAAAAGCGUUGCUCGAGAUUCCUGCAGAGGAUAUUGUUUCUCGAUUGCCUCCGUCCAUCCUAGCUGUCCCUGCGGUAGACGGAGAUAUUGUUCCAUCUGCUCCUUCACGGGCAGAAACUGGUCGCUCGAACUCUAGUGAGCCACGAGGAAAGAACUGGUGCCACGAACUGAUGAUUGGGGAUGCGCAGAUGGAUGCAAGUAUCAUCGCUUUCCUAUAUCCGCACAUCAAGGAAUUGUGCGCAAAGAAGUUCUUCAAAGCAGUUCACGCCGCACUCCCCUCGCAACCCAGUGUUGCCGACGAAGUCCUAAAAUCCUACGGCCUCACCGACGAAAACGCCAGCGACGAGGAUGCUUACCCUUCAAUUCUCAACUUUAUCAACGACGCCCUGUUCUUCACCCCAGUCCUAACUUUCGCACAAGGCUGGAAAGGACCUACAUACGUGUACCACUUCAACGAGGGCAACCCAUGGGAAGGUCCUUGGCAAGGCCGAUCAAACCACAUCCUCGACCUGGCCUACUUCUUCCAGAACUUCCGCGAGUCCCUGUCUCCCUCCCAACAAGCGGUUGCAACUGCGUUUGCGGAAGACUUCUUCAAGUUUUGCCACGGGCAGACGCCAUGGCCCGCCAUUACUCCGGGGACAGUGACAAACGGGUUUGCGGCAAGGUGCUAUGGGCCUAGCUCUGAAGGGAUUACCGUCGGUACUGUUGAUCGGGUAUUUGGAGAGAAGAGUCAACGGAGGUCAAACUUCUUCGACGUUGCUGAUAAGGUUGGUCCUGAUGACUUGGCCAAGGUGUUCAAUGUUUUUAUGUCUAUGUGA
Molecule: messenger RNA, 1608 nt
Organism: Aspergillus calidoustus
Lineage: Eukaryota; Fungi; Ascomycota; Eurotiomycetes; Eurotiales; Aspergillaceae
Source: the annotation of a GenBank genome assembly